AUGAAAGUGUCGGUGGUGUGCGUUUGUGGAGACAGCGGUUACAGUCGGUCACAGGGGUCACACCACAGACCAGAGGCUCAUGUGUUCGCCUGGAUGGUGACAGAGCUUGGUCCCAGUCUUCCUUUGCGUUCCUCUUCUAUUCCUCUGCCUCUUCUUCCUCUGCAUCUUCCUCUGCCUCUUCCUCUGUAUCUUUCUCUUCCUCUGCAUCUUUCUCUGCCUCUUCCUCUCUCCCUCUUCCUCUGCUUCUCCCUCUUCCUCUGCGUUUUCCUAUGCCUCUACCUCUUGCUCUUCAUCUGCCUCUUCCUUUCCCUCUGCCUCUUCCUCUCCCUCUCCCUCUUUCUCUGCCUCUUCCUUUCCCUCUGCCUCUCCCUCUUCCUCUGCCUCUCCUUCUUCCUCUUCCUCUGCCUCUUCCUCUCCCUCUCCCUCUUUCUCUGCCUGUUCCUUUUCCUCUGCCACUUCCUCUCCCUCUUCCUCUGCCUCUACUUCUUCCUCUGCCUCUCCUUCUUCCUCUUCCUCUCCCUCUGCCCCUUCCUCUCCCUCUUCCUCUACUUCUUCCUCUUCCUCUGCCUCUCCCUCUGCCUCUUCCUCUUCCUCUGCCUCUCCUUCUUCCUCUUCCUCUCCCUCUGCCUCUCCUUCUUCCUCUUCCUCUCCCUCUGCCUCUCCUUCUUCCUCUUCCUCCCCCUCUGCCUCUCCCUCUUCCUCUGCGUUUUCCUCUUCCUCUCCCUCUUCCUCUCCCUCUUCCUUUGCCUAUUCCUUUUCCUCGCUCUCUUCUUCUGCGUCUUCUUCUGCGUCUUUCUCUCCCUCUGCCUCUGCCUCUUCCUCUUCACGUCCUUCAGCAGUGAUAUAGACUUGGUGGAAACAGCAGUGAGCAGCUCUGAAGGUUCUUGGUCUGGAUCCAAAGGCAGUGACACAGAGGAUUUACACGAGCUUUGA
Messenger RNA from Knipowitschia caucasica, 933 nucleotides. Lineage: Eukaryota; Metazoa; Chordata; Actinopteri; Gobiiformes; Gobiidae. The record is from the annotation of a GenBank genome assembly.